Molecule: messenger RNA, 678 nt
Organism: Pipistrellus nathusii (Nathusius's pipistrelle)
Lineage: Eukaryota; Metazoa; Chordata; Mammalia; Chiroptera; Vespertilionidae
Source: the annotation of a GenBank genome assembly
AUGAAGAUGAUCGCGCCCUGGACGCGCUUCUACUCCAACAGCUGCUGCCUGUGCUGCCAUGUGCGCACCGGCACCAUCCUGCUCGGCGCCUCGUACCUGGUCAUCAAUGCUGUGGUGCUGCUGAUUCUGCUGAGCUCCCUGGCCUACCCCAGCCAGCACCGCUUCUCAAGUCCGGAGCUGGGCGACCUGGAGUUCAUGGACGAUGCCAACAUGUGCAUUGCUGUCGCAAUCUCUCUCCUCAUGAUCCUGAUCUGUGCCAUGGCUACGUACGGAGCGUACAAGCGCCGGGCGGCCUGGAUCGUCCCCUUCUUCUGUUACCAGAUCUUCGACUUCGCCCUGAGCGCCCUGGUGGCCAUCACCGUGCUGGUCUACCCCAGCUCCAUCCAGGACUACAUCCGGCAGCUGCCCCCUGAUUUUCCCUACAAAGAGGACGCCAUGUCCGUGAACUCCACCUGUCUGGUCCUCAUUGUCCUUCUGUUUAUCAGCAUCGUCUUGGCUUUCAAGGGUUACCUGAUCAGCUGCGUAUGGAGCUGCUACCGCUACAUCAAUGGCAGGAACAACUCCGACGUGCUGGUGUACGUGACCAGCAACGACAGCACGGUGCUGCUGCCCCCAUAUGACGAUGCCACUGUGACCGGCAUCGCCAAGGAGCCGCCGCCCCCCUACGUGUCCGCCUGA